Betta splendens (Siamese fighting fish) is the source of this 4249-nucleotide messenger RNA. Its product is annotated as adapter molecule crk-like. The transcript has 3 exons. Gene Ontology annotation, molecular function: protein binding. NCBI's taxonomy places the organism in Eukaryota, Metazoa, Chordata, Actinopteri, Anabantiformes, Osphronemidae. The record is from RefSeq and is a predicted model, not a curated record. The coding region runs from base 336 to 1289 and encodes 317 amino acids.
GUGAAUGCAGCGCUUCUCAUGGACCAGGCAUCCCUUCCGGUAGGUGAGGUCAACUUUUCCCUGGAUCCGCCAUUUCAGUCCCGGAGUUUCUUGUUGCACAUUAGUUGUGAACAUUUAGGUGAUAUUAACAUUUAAGCAGCAAAGACUUUGACUUUAUGGUCCAACGUUAAGUCUGUCAUCUGAAACUCCUUGACGUCGCUUAUGAAAGUCGCUCGAGUUUUGGCGGUAACGCGGUUUUUCCAGCGGCGGUGUUAGCCAACCAAACUUUUGUAUGAGUUGCGGAUAGGGAGAGGCGAAGGGGAAAGGCCUCAAGCCUCGGGCGGAGUUUCACAGCCAUGGCCGGUAACUUUGAUGCCGAAGACCGUGGGAGCUGGUACUGGGGAAGGCUGAGUCGCCAGGAAGCCGUUUCCCUCCUACAGGGACAGCGACACGGCGUUUUUCUGGUGAGGUGCUCCAUCAACUGCCCCGGUGACUACGUGCUGUCGGUCUCGGAGAACUCCAAAGUGUCCCAUUAUAUCAUCAACAGCAUCGCGAACAACCGCCAGUCGGGCUCAGGUGUGGCUCCGCCUCGUUUUCGGAUUGGGGAUCAGGAGUUCGAGGCGCUCCCAGCGCUGCUGGAGUUUUAUAAGAUCCACUACCUAGACACCACGACACUUAUAGAGCCUGUAGCCAAAGCAAGGAACACGGGGUUCACCAGCCCCUCCUCUGUACCACAGCAGUCUGAGGAAGCUGAGUUUGUCAGGGCACUGUUUGACUUCCCUGGCAAUGAUGAGGAGGACCUGCCUUUCCGCAAAGGUGACAUUCUGCGUGUGCUGGAAAAGCCGGAGGAGCAAUGGUGGAAUGCUUCUAACCAGGAGGGCCAAUCCGGAAUGAUCCCUGUUCCCUAUGUGGAAAAGUACCGGCCCGCCUCACCAACUGCUGCCGGCCUGGGUUCCCCUGCUGUGGGGACUGGACAAGGGGGUCUUGUCGGGGGGGUAGCGAGUACCACCGACGGAGCAGGGCCUCCGCUGUCAAAUCCUUUGGGCGACCCAGGCCAGUAUGCUCAACCUGUAGUCAACACGCAGCUUCCCAACUUACAGAAUGGGCCUGUGUAUGCCAGAGUAAUUCAGAGGAGGGUGCCCAAUGCCUACGACAAGACGGCGCUUGCUCUGGAGGUGGGAGAUAUGGUAAUGGUGACAAAGAUCAACGUAAAUGGCCAGUGGGAGGGUGAAUGCAAGGGCAAACGAGGCCACUUUCCCUUCACUCAUGUCCGGCUGUUGGAACAAAACCAAGUUGAGGACGAGAGCUGAGAAAGACAUGCACUCAUCGCUUCUGCAGUGUCCAGCACAUCCCUUCUACUCUGUCCAUUUUUACAUGCUCGAAAAGAAAAGCACAUGGCAUCUCAUGCUAGAGCCAAACCAAUCGGACUCUACUGACCCUGCCGACCUGCGAUGUGUUGGGUAAACUCGUCUGCUGUCAUGUUGAUGGACAUGGGUCAUCGCAAGAAUUUACACUGAUAAAUCUAAUCUGCCCAUGUUACCUUUUUUAUUUUAUCUUUUUUAAUGUCUGUCUUCUUGAAUGAACCAAACUACUUUCAGCACAGUUUAGCAGACAUUGCCGCUGUAUUUUUAUCUUUUCCAUAAUUGUGGAGAAGAUGCUACUGUUGUAAAGUGAAAAUAGAAACAUUCCCCUAUGUUUUUUUUAGAUUAGGGUAUUUGUGGUUUAUUUGACAAACACACUGUCCAACUGUAUAUCUGUAGCGUCUUAAAGGGCUGUUGUUGGUUACUAGUUUCAGUUGUAUUUUGCAAAGCCGGUAACCGAUCAAGUCUUAGUUUACGCACCUCCAAGCCAGUAUUGAGUGUGCACCACACACAUAUGCAACAGUCUGCUUGUUCUUAUCCCCUUGCCAUAUUCCCAUCCACAACAUUGCAUCCAUACGGAAGGGAAAUAACUGAUUGCACACAGGAGACACAACAUUCAGCUUCUCUGUCACAAUUCUUAAUCCGUAAGCUUUUCUAGCGUAAGACUGUGAACCUCAGUGAAACAAGCUUUUCCUGAUGACAGAGGGCAGUCCUUACAAAACGACUUGUAUAUUAUCCACACUACAAGCCCUUUCUUUUUGUAAUUACAUGGAAAAUACUAUGAUAUAAUUGACUAUAUACACUCAAACCGUACAUGCUAAAUCUUGUAAACCCUUUUUUUAUAUUUCAUAUUUUACUUUUUCACCAUUAUUUUUUAUGUUCCUCUUUAAAAACAUUGUUUGCUGCCAAAAUGAAUGAUUUCAAAUGCAAUUGUGUGAAAACAAAAUAAGCAACCUCUCAAGGAGGGAGAAAAAAAUCUAAGCUGUUUUGGAAAAUAAGAUGGCUGUGGGAUUUUGUCUUCUAGCAGAGAUUUAUCAUAUUGUCAUUUAGAGAUAUUUUUUAAGAAAUGGAGCACUAAUAUUGUAUUUUAUGUAUGACUUGCAAAAUGGGUAAUUUAUAUUCUUCUGCCGUAAGAUGCAAUGACCCUUGGGUAGGGUGGGUUUGGUUAGCUUCUUUAUGAACAAAUGAGCCAUAGAACAUUGUCAAUGUGGACAUUAACCAUAAAAUAGUUAUGAAAUGUCCAACAUUCUCAGAAUCAGACACAUUGUACUAUGGACAUCAUAUUUAAUACUUUAGUUUGUAAGCAAGGUGACAUAGUUUAAUAUUAUUGAUCGAUUGUUGUCUUUUCACUUCAGUGAAUUUUACUUUCUUACUUUAAUUCUGGCAGUGCAAAGCUACAGCAGGAAAAUGGAGAUGGACAAACCACAACUGGACAUGAAAGUUGUCUUUUGUCCUUCACUGGGGAGGAUCUGCCAAGUUACAUCCUCUCUAUCUUGUGUUAUUUUGGAAGACACAAGUAAAAUAGGAACCUACUUGUUUGAAGCUUCAGGCUCAUUCGGUCCGUGUUGUUUUUCAUAUGCAAUAAUUCAUAACAUGCAGCCAAAUGGUUUCACUGGCCAUUUUAUUUAUGUACAUGUGUGCCUACCAAAUGCAAGUUCAGCAAAGUCUUGGAGUCAGAUGUGUAAAUGAAGCAUGUUCAAAAAUGCCUCACAGAUUACCAGUAAUACACCAGCGUGCAAACACAAUAAGAGUAAUUGGAAAAAUAAGCUAAAAGUGAAUGUAAUAAAAUUCUUUAAUGCUCAAGCCAAUUUAACUUUUUACUUAUGUUUUGUGAUGUAAAGACAAAACAGUGUUUAUAUUCUAAAUUGAUUUAAAUGCACAUUUAUUUUCUUGAAAUUUUGGUGUCUUCCAGGUGCUUUUAAUGACCCAGCUGUAUGUUGGAGUUGUUUGGGAGUGAGUCAAAGAACGUAGAUUAUUUUAUUGUUUUUUUCCCCAAAAAGGAUUUUUGAGCACAAAUACCCCAGGUGUUGAUUUACAACACCACACCAGUUACUGGUGCACCUGUUUUCUGAUGAUUUUCUGUUUUUUACCUAAAAAGAAAAUUUUUCUUUCACAUUAACAGAACUUGUGUAUGACCCCAGAUGUUACAGAUGUUUGCUAUUAACAGGAUGUUCUCUCCAUUUUUGCUCUAUUAUUGAGACUUAAAUUUACAAAAUUAUUUUUUUGAAUCCUACAUUACCAAGAUAUUUUAUUACUGCAAUAUGUUUAAGACUUUAUAGUCACACCUAGGCAUCAUGCACAACGGUGUAUAUUAAUAAUAAAUAUGUAAAACAGUUCAAAGUACCUAGCAAGCACAAUUUACAUUAGGGUAAAACUUAAGUUCUGCCAAAAUAUUGGAAUUUCCUAAUUAGUAAAUAUAAUAACAAAAUUGAAAAUCAGAUGUUUAAUGAUUUGAAAUCAAUAGACUAUUAAAAAGAUGUUCAAAGAAGAGAUGCCCGCUACAAGUUUGUACAUUCAUUCCUAUAUCCACAGUAUUAUUUGCAUUGUGUUUAGAUACAUGGCAUUGAACUAGUACUAAAAUAUUCCCAUUUUAGUUUUCUAUCACAGCUAAGACCAAUGAGUACAUAAAGAACUAAAUGUUUUACAAGACACCACUGAUUAGACUACAUGUGCACCUUAUUACUUUACAGCUCAAGAUAAAAGUCAUAACUCAUCGUGUUAUUUUGUUAGUGAUUAUACAUUUUUGCUUUCAGACUUUGAAGAGGACAGAAACAAACAAAACUAUUUUUUUAAGAAACUACAAUGUGUCAAAGUCUUAUGAAAUGUAUUGUUUUAUUUUCUGAAGCAUGUAAUGUGUUAAAAUACUUAGUCAAUAAAAAAUAUACCAAGGUGUGUGUAUUGAAUUCUCA